Messenger RNA from Betta splendens (Siamese fighting fish), 3949 nucleotides. RefSeq names its product gamma-aminobutyric acid type A receptor subunit pi (gene gabrp). Gene Ontology annotation, cellular component: membrane; GABA-A receptor complex; neuron projection. Gene Ontology annotation, biological process: signal transduction; regulation of membrane potential; nervous system process. Gene Ontology annotation, molecular function: neurotransmitter receptor activity; GABA-A receptor activity; extracellular ligand-gated monoatomic ion channel activity. The record is from RefSeq and is a predicted model, not a curated record. The coding region runs from base 2209 to 3552 and encodes 447 amino acids. NCBI's taxonomy places the organism in Eukaryota, Metazoa, Chordata, Actinopteri, Anabantiformes, Osphronemidae. The transcript has 10 exons.
AAGAUGCUGAGCAGCAGAUGCUUGACAGUGUCAGCAGCUAAAGGAUCGGUUUUAUUGACAGUCUCUCUACACUCUGUCUCUUAAAACAAGCCUGCAGCUGCAGUUAGUUGAUGAACAAAAUGAUUAGAGGAGCAGUGGAACAUGUGAAAUGAACGUGGAAAACAUCCAUGUUAUGCCAAGUAACGUAGCUGAAAGCAGUGGCCCAUUAAGACAUCGUUGGCAUCACAUGCUCCCCAGUGUAUUCUGUUAUGUCACUUUGAAUAUAUGUUUGCAGACCUAACCCUAAUAUUUUGCAUAUUCCUAAUAGACAGCAUUGUCAAGCAAUUAUUAUCUUUGUCAAUUUGUUCAGUCAUAUUCAAAUUGAGGCACUUAAUUACUAGUAUUUCAUAACAAACACGGUCUUUACUGCUAUUUAAUUCAUGAACGUCUGCUAAAUGUAAACAGACUUUUGAAGGUAUACAACUUGUGCAAAUAGCUCCUGGUCCACUUGUUGGGCUUGGUGGAACCCACUGGUGCCAGCUGCGUCUGAGCCGAGCUCAUCCCUCAUCAGUGUUUGGCAAAUUUCUAAAGCUCUGGAACUCCCGUUUAAUUGCAGCGACAACAGAAACUUUUACUAUGAAACAGGAAAGAUGACUAGAAAGAACUGUGUCUGACUGAUGUGAGCGUCGUGAGCAUUCAGCGAGCUACACAAGUUACAGAGUGCACAUUAAUAAACAUGUCUAGUCUAAGGUCUAAGGUCGUAGGAAAACAAAGGGAAGCGGUGAUGGUGGAUGUGGAACAGGAGGCAGAAGCAGCCAGGUGGACGCUGACUUAAACUGAGUUGUCUGCCACUCAAGCAAUUAUUCAUUAGCCCUAAGUCACUGAUCAAACAUUAACAUCCUCCUCCUCCAGUCCCUCCCAAACGUCUUCAUUUAUCUCAGUCACUGUCAGGGAAUUCUAAGGUGAAUGCAGAUCAGAUAGUGGGAGCCUACGUUCCUUCAACAGCCUCCAUCACCUACCAGUUUAUUAUCAUGCAUGAAAUUAAGAAUAGGAAUUCUUUAUGAGCACAGCAUGCAACUGGUGCUACUUGUUAUUCUGUGGUUUGACCAGUUGAUAUCAUUAGUCAGCACUGGGGUGUGCAGAGCGGGAAGCCUGAAAUCUCUGCAGGGUUUAUGAGGUGGUGCUGGAGAUAGAGGAGGGCUCUCGAAGGCCAAACUACAUAAUUAAAGUUACGGCUCAAGAAGAAUAAUGUCCUCAUAAAGAUUGGGGAAAUUGCUGACUGUCAACUGUGGUUGACUACUAUGUGUAGAUAACUUAUCGCCACCACCACCACAAUCACUGUCCGCCAAUUCCACAGCUCUGCUCCUGCUUAUUUCCAUAAAUCACCAUAUGCUUCCACAGCCAUGAUGGAAAUAUGGACGGCAGCAGCUGCUGUAGCGUGGGUACCGCAAGGGUUAAAUUCAUAAAUUGUGAGCUAGGGAAGGAUGAGAUGGAGUUUUAUGGGAAAUUACGACAUUGGAAAUGUCAAAAUUGUCCUUUCAUCAUAUAUAAGAGCCACGCUUAGGUGGGGAGUGAAGACAGAGGAGCGAGAUAGAGCUGUGAGGAAACUAAUUGAGAUGAUGACACUGAUGCAAGGGAACGGAGUCGGAGGUGAAAAGAAAGAGGGCAUAAGAGAAUGAGACAGACCUGGGAGAAUCUAGAAGCCCAGAAGGAAACGUGGCGUCAGUAUGAAUUGGAGGAGAUGGAGGCAGAUAGAGAUUAAGGGGCCAAACAAUAUAAGUAGUGAGAGCUUAAGAAUGAGUUAUAUGGGAAAUAAAACCGUGUGGGUGCUUGUGUGUGUUUGUGUGUGUGGAGGUGGAAACAGGGGAGACAUGCAGCGCGAAUAAGAGGGUGAAUGGAGUGAACGCAGAGGGCUGGGGGGGGGGGGGGGUGUCUGCACGGAGCCUCUGCGGGGGAGACGACUACAGCUGCGCGCAGAGACGGAGGAAGAUGCACAAACAGUGCAACACUAGCCCGCACGCCAGGAGCAAAGAGGAGAGCAGGCUGUGAUUUAAUCAGUGGAUGGAGCACGCGGGGAUUUGGUGGUAAAACAAGCUGAGGAACGGGAGCGGCGUCAAACCCGGGCACGCGCAAAAGCAGACGAGUGCAGGAGGAAACAAAGAGGAGAAGUGACCAGACGUGGAAAAGGGAAACCAGAAACAGUUGCUGACCUCUGACCCCUCAUCCAUAAUGACGAUCCAGCUCCUCCGUCCCGUGACCCUCUACCUGACCUUCACAUGGUGCGCUGGUACGUUUCCUAACCACCACUGGGGCGAGUGGAACGGCUCACAGCUCCAGCCCACGAUUCAGAAGCUGAUGAAAGGCUACAACCGCUACCUCAGACCCAAUUUUAAUGAAGGCCCUGUUGAAAUUGGAAUGAGCCUGGACAUCGCCAGCAUUGACGCCAUUUCCGAAAUCAACAUGGACUACACGGCCACCAUCUUCCUCCGCCAGCGCUGGCGCGACUCCAGGCUGGUGUUUCCCGGCAAUGAGAGCGUGAGCGUGGACGGGCGCCUCGUGUCGCUGCUCUGGAUCCCCGAUACCUUCAUCCCAGACUCCAAGCGCUCCUUCCUGCAUGACGUCACCGUGGAGAACCGCCUCAUACGCAUCUUCAGCAACGGGACCGUUCUCUACGCCCUGCGCAUCACGGCUACAAUCGCCUGCAACAUGGAUCUGACCAAGUACCCCAUGGACAGACAGGUGUGCACCCUGCAGCUGGAGAGCUGGGGCUACAACCUGCAGGAUGUGGUCUUCUACUGGACCAGAGGGAACGAUUCUGUCAAGGGUCUGGACACGCUGCGUUUGGCUCAGUACAGCGUGGAGAGCUACUACACGUCGGUGUCACGGGCCGUGUAUGAGACAGGGCAGUACCCUAAGCUGGUGCUGCAUUUUGCCCUGCGCAGAAACGUGCUGUUCUUCAUCCUGGAGACGUACGUUCCCUCCGUCCUGCUGGUGGUUCUGUCCUGGGUCUCGUUCUGGAUCAGCCAGUCGUCGGUGCCAGCGAGGACGUGCAUCGGGGUCACCACAGUUCUGACGAUGACUACUCUGAUGAUGGGCGCCCGCACGUCGCUGCCCAACGCCAACUGCUUCAUAAAGGCCAUAGACGUUUACCUGGGCAUCUGCUUCACUUUCAUCUUCGGAGCCCUGCUGGAGUACGCGUGCGCUCAUUUCUACACCAUGCAGCACCAUACGUUAGAGGACCUACACCGGGAUCUUCUGAGGGAGCUGAGUGAAUCCAACGGCAACGGCUCCGUCCCCGCCGUCAGCGCCGCCCGACCCAACCCGCCCGCGGAGCCCGGACCCCCCGAGGAGCCGACCGCGAACAGCACCGCCGAGAACCACGUGGGGCCCAAAGGCGCGGCGCCGGAGCCGCAGGGCUGCGGCCUGUCGUCGGUGAAGGACGCCUCGCGCCGAGCGGCGUCCGUCUUCAUCGUGGAGAACCCCCACAACAUCGACCGGCACGCACGCACCGUGUUCCCCACGGCCUUCCUCUUCGUCAACAUCCUCUACUGGGCUUACUACCUCCUCCUCUGAGCGCUGGCUGCUGCUGUGAUUAGUUAGUUUAACCAGCUGAGGCUGAGCUCUGGUAUCGGUCACCGCUGCCUGGAUCAGACCUGAUCGCACAGCCUUGAGCCUUUUCCCAGUGAUAGGGCGACAUAUUGGUGGAGAGCAAAUAUGUCUAUGAUCUUAAUCAAGUCUAUGUUACACAUCUUAAUGUAUGAAUGGCAUAUAUAAUAACCUGUAGUAUUCAUACACUAAACAGUUCUUAAGGAAACAGUAUAAAUGACAGACGGCAUCACACUGUGCUCUACUGGACUGCCUUCAUGGUGUGACUGGUAAGAUACUGGUUUUCAUGCUCUUGUGUUCUUCGGAGGCUACGCGUUGUACAUUUACUUCAUGUCAUCUGAAAUUAAACCCCGGGAAACUGAAA